Molecule: messenger RNA, 7241 nt
Organism: Globicephala melas (long-finned pilot whale)
Lineage: Eukaryota; Metazoa; Chordata; Mammalia; Artiodactyla; Delphinidae
Source: RefSeq, a predicted model, not a curated record
UUUUUAGAGUCUUUUCCCAUAUAGGUCAUUACAGAGUACUGAGUAGAGUUCCUGUGCUAUACAGUAGGCCCUUAUUAGUUAUCUAUUUUAUAUAUAGUAGUGUGUAUAUGUCAGUCCCAGUCUCUCACUUUAUCCCUCUCCCUCCUUGCCCCCUUGGUAACCAUAAGUUUGUUUUAUACAUCUAUGACUCUAUUUCUAUUUUGUAAAUAAGUUCAUUUGUACCUUUUUUUAGAUUCCACGUAUAAGCAAUAUCAUAUGAUAUUUGUCUUUCUCGUCUGACUUACUUCACUCAGUAUGACAGUCUCUAGGUCCAUCCAUGUUGCUGCAAAUGGCAUUAUUUCAUUCUUUUUUAUGGCUGACUAAUAUUCUACUGUAUAUAGAUAUUCUAAUAUAGAUAUACUAAUAUUCUACUGUAUAUAUAGAUAUUCUACUGUAUAUAUAUAUCUUCUUUAUCCACUCCUCUGUUGACGGACAUUUAGGUUGCUUCCAUGUCUUGGCUAUUGUAAAUAGUGCUGCAGUGAACUUUGGGGUACAUGUAUCUUUUUGAAUUAUGGUUUUCUCCAAAUAUAUGCCCAGGAGUGGGACUGCUGGAUCAUAUGGUAGUUCUAUAUUUAGUCUUUUAAGGAACCUCCAUACUGUUAUCCAUAGUGGCUGUACCAAUUUACAUUCCCACCAACAGUGUAGGAGGUUUCCCUUUUCUCCACCGGCGAGGUUGUGUUCUAAUUUCAUUGAUUUACAUGCAGCUGUCCAACUUUCCCAGCUACACUUGCUGAAGAGACUGUCUUUUUCCCAUUGUGUAUUCUUGCGUCCUUUGUUGAAGAUUAAUUGACCGUAGGCGUGUGGGUUUAUUUCUGGGCUCUCUGUUCUGUUCCAUUGAUCUGUAUGUCUGUUUUUGUGCCAGUACCACACUGUUUUGAUUACUGUAGCUUUGUAGUAUUGUCUGAAGCCUAGGAGGGUUAUGCUUUUCACUUUGUUCUUUUUCCUCAGGAUUGCUUUGGCAAUUCUGGGUCUUUUAUCGUUCCAUAUAAAUUUUAGGAUUAUUCUAGUUCUGUAAUGUCAUGGGUAAUUUGAUAGGGAUGGCAUUAAAUCUGUAGAUUGCUUUGGGUAGUAUUGCCAUUUAGCUUUAUCUGAUUCUGUUUAAGUUUUUUAAAAUAUUGUUAAUUUUGUCACAUACUCAUUUUUUUCCCUAAACCUUUAUGCUGUUCUUUUUCUGCCCUUAUAAGUCAAUGGUUACCCCAUUGAUACUGAUUUUUCUUCUACAGGAAUGGAUGAUAUUUGUAAAUACAAUUAACCCUUGAGCAACAUGGGUUUGAAAUGCACGCGUCCACUUAUAUGCAGAUUAUUUUCAGUACUAAAUACUACAAUACUACAGGAUCAGUGUUGGUUGAGUCCUUGGGUACUGGGGGCUGACUAUGAGUUAUACUCAUAUUUGCUACUGCUGGAGGGUUGGUGCCCCAACCCCUGCAAUUGUUCAAGGGUCAGUUGUAUAUAAAUAUAUGUACCACACCAGCCAUGGAUUUCUAGUGUUAUCUGAAACAGUUAUUUUAAUUUCCUGCUUCUACCCUGUCACAUAAGUAGUCCUGAUUUGCUAAAGAUAAAUAUGUGUGUAUCUCCUUAUCCCUAUAAUGUGAUGCAUUUUUAUAUAGCAUAUACCACCACCUGAUACUAUUUUGUUAAUUUAGUGGUCCUCCUUCAAACGAUUAUAAGACCCAGGCACUUUAGUAUUUUUCUGUUUUGUUCAGUGCUGUGUCUCCUGUGACUGCACAUAGUAGGACAGGGUGAAUAUUACCGAAAUAAAUAUGAGAUGAAGGAGCAGGAGGUCAGGGCCUUAAGGGAAGCAUCCCUGCUGAAGACAUAGGGCUUAGUCAAGAGAAGGAGCUCAAAGAUAAAACACUUGAAUAGAAUACUUCAUUUGUCUACUCUCCAUAGUGUGCCCAACAGGGUUCUAGGCCAGACCCUGGUAAUGUUAGGGCAUAAGGGCCUCACUGACAACUAAAUUGUAGGGUAUAUGUUCAGAAAUACACUCAUUGGGCAUUUAGGCUUUGAAGGUAAAUACAGCUGCAUACACACAGCUCCUCAGCAGCUUUCUAAUUGAGUAGCAUUGAGCACAUAGUUAAGUGACUCUUUCCAAGAUUCUUCAACUAUAAACUGGUUUUGAUAGGAUCUGAUUUGCAGAGUUUCUAUGAAUAAUCUUUUUGCAGAGGUAUAGGCAUCUCUUUGCCAAGUCAUUCUCAUAUCUUGGUUGCUUAAAUGGAGCAUGUUAGUAAAGAAUGUUACAGUUUGUAUUGGCUUUAAAAUACAUACUUCAUCCACGGCAGUGGAAGAAACUGUUGCAUUUUCGUUAUUUGAAAUUUGUGCAGUAGUGCUACAGAUAUCACUGUGAGAGAUGACACACACUGCUAACUUCACUCCGAGUGUUCUUGUUCUGCUGCUGCUGUACCUCCUGUACAAUUCCUGCAGAAUUGAGUAGGAGAAGUCUUCUCUUGCCACCUGCAUGUGGAAUUCAGUCAGUUGAUGCUCUUUCUCAAAAACCAGGUUUUGGGGACCCUGCAGCCCUUGUGGGAGAGGGUCUAGUAGUCAGGGACUGAGGAGUAAUACAUGUUAGCCUGCCAAGCAGUACAGAAAUAAAUAUUGGAAGUGGAACCCCCGGAAGUCUGGCAUACAGGUCACACUUUCCUGGAUUUGAGAUGGUGUGUAUAUUCUUACUAUUGAAGGCAUUCUCUGAUUUUUUUUUUAUGUUUUCAUUAUUAUGGUCAAAUUGACAGUUAAAUUUUUUUAGACUACAGUUAACUUGCUUACAAAAUGGGACUCUUAACCUGUUUUUUUUAUGAUCUACAAGAACCAGAGGACUGUUUUAUAGCUCUAGAGGAGAUAAGAUUGCUCUAACUUCUUCCCCCCUCCCUCUAUUUUCUUACAAGAUUGAUGUGUGUUUGCUUGGGUGUCUUGGGGCUAUGCAUGUCUGUGUGUGUGUGUGUUUUGAGGGGAGUGAUCACUCCUAACAGAUAUGCUGCAAAAUCCACAGUCUUGAUUAUGGAAAUUGUGGGGAGACCCAGAUUCUCGUGUCUUCUUUCUCCUGCCUCAGCUCUAACUUCUCAAUACUCUGUCUUUCUUCAUGAAGGGAACAUGGAGGAAGAAAGAACAGCUGCUGAGUUACAGAAAAAUAUGACACAGGAACCAGUGGUCUUUGAGGAUGUGGCUGUGGACUUUACCCAGGAGGAGUGGGCUUUGCUAGAUCUCGCUCAGAGAAACCUCUACAGAGAUGUGAUGCUGGAAAACUUCCGGAACCUGGCCUCAUUAGGGUAUCCACUACACACACCCUAUCUGAUCUCCCAGUGGAAACAAGAGGAGGACCUGGAGAUAGCAGAGAGAGGACCCACCCAGGGGGAGCAUCAGGAAGGUUUUGAGACUCAACUUAAAACUAAUGAAUUAGUCGCCGCACAAGAUAUUUAUGGAGAAAAAAUAUCCAGUGAACAGAAUGUAGUAAGAUUCAAAAGGAGUGCUUCCUCGUUGUCCAUUUUACACAAAAGCUGGGAAUACCAUGGUUUUGAUUAUCAGAACAAAAACCAUGAGAGACAUUUGAGAAGUCACAUGGUGGAGAACAUCUAUGAACAUAACGAAGAAAAUCAGUGUAGACAAACUUUCAGCCAUAUCUCAAAUCUUAAUAUACUCAAGAGAACUACUGAAGUAAAAGCCUUUGAAUGCCAAGAGUGUAAAAAGGCCUUCACAGAUCAUUUAUCCCUUAAGAAUCACAUAAGGUCUCACACUGGAAGCAAACCCUAUCAGUGUAAGGAAUGUGGGAAAGCUUUCCAUUUUUUUGCUUGUUUUAAGAAGCAUAUGAAAACUCCCACUGAAGAGAAACCCUAUGAAUGUAAGGAAUGUACCAAAGCCUUCAGUUGUUCUUCAUUCUUUAGGGCGCAUAUGAAGAUUCACACAGGAAAGACAAACUAUGAAUGCAAGGAAUGUGGGAAAACCUUUAGCUGUUCUUCAUCCCUUACAGAGCACAAAAGAAUUCACAGUGGAGAUAAGCCUUAUGAAUGUAAGGAGUGUGGGAAAGCCUUUAGUUGUUCCUCCUCACUCUCCAAACACAAAAGAAUUCACAGUGGAGAUAAGCCAUAUGAGUGUAAGGAGUGUGGGAAGGCCUUCAGUUCCUCUUCUCACCUUAUAAUACAUAUAAGAAUCCAUACUGGAGAGAAGCCUUAUGAAUGUAAAGAGUGUGGGAAAGCCUUCAGUGAGUCCUCAAAGCUCACCGUACAUGUCAGAACACAUACGGGAGAGAAACCCUAUAAAUGUAAGGAAUGCGGGAAAGCCUACAAUUGUCCAUCCUCCUUAAGUAUCCAUAUGAGAAAACACACUGGGGAGAAACCCUAUGAAUGUCUGGAAUGUGGAAAAGCCUUCUAUCUUCCCACUUCCCUGAAUACACAUGUGAAAAAUCAAAGUAGAGAGAAACCCUACGAAUGUAAGGAAUGUGGAAAAGCCUUCAGUUGUCCCUCGUCCUUUAGAGCACAUGUGAGAGAUCACACUGGAAAGGUGCAGUACGAAUGUAAGGAAUGUGGGAAGGCCUUUAGUCGUUCCUCAUCCCUCACCGAACACUUAAGAACUCACAGUGGAGAGAAGCCUUAUGAAUGUAAGGAAUGUGGGAAAGCCUUUAUUAGUUCCUCCCACCUUACGGUACAUACAAGAACUCACACUGGAGAGAAACCUUAUGAAUGUAAGAAAUGUGGAAAAGCCUUCAUUUACCCCUCAGCCCUUAGGAUCCACAUGAGAACGCACACUGGGGAGAAACCCUAUGAAUGUAAGGAGUGUGGGAAAGCCUUUCGCCAUUCUUCAUACCUUACUGUCCACACAAGGAUGCACACUGGAGAGAAACCCUUUGAAUGUCUGGAAUGUGGGAAAGCAUUCAGUUGUCCUUCAUCCUUUCGAAGACACGUAAGAAGCCACACUGGUGAGAAGCCCUAUGAAUGUAAGGAGUGUGGGAAAGCUUUUGUUUGUCCCGCUUACUUUCGAAGACAUUUGAAAACUCACACUAGAGGAAACAUAUAAAGUAAGGAAUAAGGAAAUGUCUGCAAGGCUUUUUCAGAUCUUAGCACGCAAGGUCUCACACUGUGGAGACACCCUGUGAAUGUAGGAAACUGUCGCUCAUCGUUUUGAAGACUUGAGAACUCACAACUAAGAGGAACCCUGUGUAUGUAAAUCAUGUAACACCUUCAUGAACGUCACUUACUGUGUUCUAAGAAAAUUCAUACUAGAAGCAAAGAUUGGUGCCUCAUCCUUAAAGUGGACUACUGCUGGCUUGUUGAUUUCCAGUUUUAAUUUUCUGAUGAAUGUUUAAGGUGAUAAAUUUCCCCUAAUACCAUUCAGCUGUAGCUGCAUAUGUUUUAUGAGGUGCUUUUGUUUUGGUUUGGAUGUAAAUGUUAUUUCCAUUACAGAGUUUUUUGGACCCAUCGGGGAGUUGAAGUGUAUUUUUUUGUAUGCAGGCAUGAGUGGUCUUUUUUUAUUAUUAUUAUUAGUUUCUAAUUUACUCUCAUUGUUCUCUAAGUAUGCAGUCAUUGUGGUUAUCAACACUUCGGUAUUUGUAAUUUCUUUUGUAAAUGGUAAUUUCAUUUUGAUCUAGUAUGGCAGAAACUGGAAAUUGCCUACCCAAUAUUCCCCCACCCCCCCCUUUUUUUUUUUUUUUUGGCAGUACGCGGGCCUCUCACUGUUGUGGCCUCUCCCGUUGCAGAGCACAGGCUCUGGACACGCAGGCCCAGCAGCCAUGGCUCACGGGCCCAGCCACUGCGCGACAUGUGGGAUCUUCCUGGACUGGGGCACGAACCCAUGUCCCCUGCAUCGGCAGGCGGACUCUCAACCACUGCACCACCAGGGAAGCCCUACUUGUCCUUUUUUAAUGUAUGUGUAUCUCUGUCUAUAUCUAGUUACAUACAUAUACGUAAAAUAUGUUAUAAUACACGUAAAUUAUGUGUAUUUUAUAUAUGUGUGUGUGUGUGUAUUGCAGAUAACUUUUCCCAGUCUCUGACAUGUCUUCAUGCUUUUCAUUUUUGUAAACUAUAAAGGGAAUUUAUUGGUUUGAUUACUGAAAAAUCCUUGGGUAUAAGUAACUUCAGAGGUGGCUGGGUCCUGGAGCUAAAAAGAUGUUAUCUGGAUGAGUUCUGUUUCCAUGUCUUGUCUGUGCAUCAUUCUGCAUUAGCUAUUCUUCCUUGUGGGCUCUUUUUCUUCACAGUGGCCCUCAGAAGAUCCAGGCUGCUUUCUUUCUGGGUUGAAGUCUCAGGGAGAAGAGAGUGAUUGUCUUUCUGAACAAUUCCAAUAUGAUUAUUACAGUUAAAUCUGAUUGGCUCACUUGCCAACUGUGAUCGAAUCACUGUGGCCAGAGGAAUAUAAUUCUCUGGUUUGUUUAGGACUGGCUCCCAUACUCAUCCAGAAAAAGAGAGUGGAGUCAGUCCUAACUGAAUCAUAGGGUCCUGGCAAUUGUGAUGUAUAUGGCGAAGGGAAGGAGGCAGCAGGGGCAGGUAGGGUGUAGAAAUAGAGGCAAUAAUAACAUCAGCUAGCACAAUAUGCUCAUUCUGGUCUUAGCAAUGGUAGGGAACUAUGAAGUCUGGGAACUCUCAGCCAAGGCUAAGUAGUUCUAGAAAUCCUUUCAGAAAGGUUUGAUUCCAUCUGUUACCAUCUCUUUAGAUUGCUAAGAUGGUUUCUCAAUCUUUACUUGGCUUUUCAGUAUUUUUGGAUAUCCGGUAGCAAGAGCCUUCCAACUUUUUUAUUCAUCAGGAUUGUCUUCCUUCUCUGUUCCUGAUUUGAUUCUAUAUUAAUUUUAGAUCUUACCAAUUUUCACAAAUCUUCUGGGACUUUGCUUGGGAUUGCAUUGACUUUAGAGAAUAACCUGAAUAAAAUUGACAUCUUUACAAUACUGAGUCUUCUAAUUGAUGAACAUAGUAUAAUUAUCCAUUUAUCUAGGUCGUCUUUAAUUCCUCUUAACAGUGUUUUGUAGUUUUAAUUGUAGAGGUCUUGAAGUAACUUUAAUUUAUUUCUAGGUAUGAGAUAUGUUUUCCUUUGUAAAUAUUUUUAUUUAUUUUUCGAUUUUGGGGGCUAGCACAUAGGAUUGCAAUUUCUUUUUGUACAUUGAUCUUUUAUCCAUGAUAUUUAUAAAUUCAAUUAUUUAUUCAAAUAGUUUAUGAAUUAUUUUGGAUUUUCUGUGUAUACAAUCCUGUCAGUGCCAAUAAAAGAAAGUCUUACUUGAUUUCUAAACUUUA